Aspergillus nomiae NRRL 13137 is the source of this 1404-nucleotide messenger RNA. RefSeq lists its product as uncharacterized. Lineage: Eukaryota; Fungi; Ascomycota; Eurotiomycetes; Eurotiales; Aspergillaceae. The record is from RefSeq and is a predicted model, not a curated record. The transcript has 2 exons. Bases 1 to 1404 code for a protein of 467 amino acids.
AUGCCAUACUAUGUCCAGAUAGUAGUGAGAGGUGCUCUCAGUAGCAGCCUAUAUGUCCUCACCACCCUUAGCCGGGAGACUGCCGACUAUUUCUUCCGACAACUGCAAGAGCACACUGCCAUAACGGCGUUGGGAUUUACUCCACUUCAAACAAUCUACACCCCCACGUUCUGGUCUAUCCAGUCAACCCACGAGAAUACCGCCAUGUUAUUGACCAAUCUCAUCACCGAAAUCCACCAGGGCACGAACCGGGACAUCCCAGAGCAAGCUCAAAAUUGGCUGAGAGGGAAACUCUUCAUCGGCCCCCUUACCAACCAGAUAGCUAUCAACCCGACCAAUCCUCCAGACGACAAUGCUUCUGGCCACGUCAACAAUCGAUGCUACUACAUCCGCAACCGAAAUGCACCAGAUUGGUGGUUUGUGCGUCCCGAUAAAGUUGAAGUGAAGGUUUCAACAAGGUACCGUUCGAAAUUCUGCCUCCAAUUGUGCCCUAGGCGCGUUGAAUCUCUGGUCCUAGUCGGCAGAGACAUUUUACAGCUCACGUUGAUGGAAAGGGGUAACACACACCGGUCUGUGUCCCUUUCCUCAGACAACCGACACCGUUUGAUAUGCCCCUUAGGCGGUAACGUGAUAGAUCCUUUGAAGUUCUUCUUCUGUGAUUUUAGGGAAGGGGGGUUAGUGUUACUACGCCAUCUCAGGAACAGGAUCCUUUUCUGCAGUGGACGCCGGGUGGCGCUUUGGCUAAUGAAGGGCCGGGGGAGGAUUGGAUGCUGGUCGCUUCGGAGAUUUUACCGCGCUGAUGUUGAGGAUUUUAUAUAUCUGUUUGUCUUCGGCACAAAGGCUACGCCAUCAGCUCUCAUGGCAACCCACACCGACGAAGAGUCUGCUCUUCCCUCCAACAACCCCAUCAUCAUCAGCACCGGUGAGGUCCUCUCUCUUCUGGGAGCCCUCAUAACCCUGAAGCUUCUCCACGCUAUCGCAUUCCUAUUUCGCCUGGACAAGAGCCGAAGACGACCACUGAAAAGCCCAGUCACUCGAGCUAUCGUUCGCCGAGAGCAACUGAUCAUUGAUAUUUUCUUAUCCAUCAUGCCCGAGGGUGUCUUCCGCUCGCCCACCAUUCGGGAUACAAUCGAGAUAGCACAUUUGCCAGCAGUCGACGGCCCUGCCGAUGAGAUCCGGACAUCGUCUGACGUGCAGAGCCCUCUUAUUCAUACCUCACCCGGUAUACCCACUGGAUUCCGUCUGUGGCAGCGUGGGUCAAGCCGCGGCGUGGAACCGUUUCCUCCCAGCCCUCAACUCCCAGGAUCAGCAAGCCAAGCAGCAGGCUACUCUGCGCCAACGAAGAAGAACAAAGUCUCUUGUCUGUCACUCAUACUGUGGAUCAGGACAGCGUAUCUACUUUGA